UAUGGCGGCUCCCAGUGGAGGUCCGCCCACGUUGCUGUGAUCUCUGCUGUGGAGGCUUCGUUUGCGAUUUCUGUGCUGUGGGCUCGGAGCCCUACCAGGCCUCAAGAUGGAACAUAAUCAAGAAAAUGCAGACAGAAGAUUAAGUAUCAAUGAAAUCAUAGCCAGAAGAGUGAAACAACUUCCACAAGGGGAUCAGAAUUUACUCAUGACUGGAUCAGCUUAUGUUGGACUAAAUGCUGCUUUGUGUGGCCUAAUAGCAAAUAGUUUUUUUAGACGCACUUUAAAUGUGACGCAUGCUCGAAUAGCAUCAGCUUUACCAAUGGCUGUUCUCCCAUUUUUGUCAACCCACAUAACUUACCAGAGUGCUGUAAGUUUACCUUUGAGUUCAGGUAAUCUAAGCUGUGAACUCUGUACUUUCUUAAGAGGUGGAAUGAUUGGUAUGAUAAUCGGAGGUCUGUACCCUGUUGUUUUGGCCAUACCAAUAAAUGGUGCUCUGGCAGCCAGGUACAACUCAGCUCCACUACCACAGAAAGGAAAUAUUUGGACCUACUGGAUCACAGUCUCUCAACCUAUCUUUAGAAAGAUGAUCUUUCCCAUAAUGCUGCAGACUAUGUUUGCAGCAUACCUUGGUUCAAAACAGUAUGGAGUACUCAUAAAAGCACUUGAAUUACCUGAACCUGGCAUUUAAUUUCAAGAUGUUCACAAUGAUGAAAUUAAGUAUACAGCUAAAGGAAAAAAAUAACAUUACGUAAAACUAAGAUACUAAUAACCAACAAUAAAAAAUUUAAUUGUACUCAUUA
Messenger RNA from Gracilinanus agilis (Agile Gracile Mouse Opossum), 800 nucleotides. It is a transcript of the gene TMEM126A, whose product is annotated as transmembrane protein 126A. The record is from RefSeq and is a predicted model, not a curated record. Gene Ontology annotation, biological process: mitochondrial respiratory chain complex I assembly. The transcript has 5 exons. Lineage: Eukaryota; Metazoa; Chordata; Mammalia; Didelphimorphia; Didelphidae. The coding region runs from base 107 to 688 and encodes 193 amino acids. Gene Ontology annotation, cellular component: mitochondrion.